Messenger RNA from Micropterus dolomieu (smallmouth bass), 4035 nucleotides. It is a transcript of the gene exoc3l1, whose product is annotated as exocyst complex component 3-like 1. Bases 176 to 2518 code for a protein of 780 amino acids. The transcript is spliced from 15 exons. Gene Ontology annotation, cellular component: exocyst. Gene Ontology annotation, molecular function: SNARE binding. The record is from RefSeq and is a predicted model, not a curated record. Gene Ontology annotation, biological process: exocytosis; exocyst localization. Lineage: Eukaryota; Metazoa; Chordata; Actinopteri; Centrarchiformes; Centrarchidae.
AGAAUGGAUAUGUGCUCUCUCUCCUCCACCUUUUCUUCUUCUCCUCCUCCUCUGUCUCAUCUCUGUCUUCCUUCACCUUUCUCUGCCAGCGUCGCACCCUGGGCACCCUCAGUGCCGGCACUCGGGGGGAAAAGAAGCCUCGUCGGGUGGACGGGCUGCUGAAAACUGAACUUCAAUGUCAGCAGAGGAUCAGAAGAAUGGUGGGGACAAACCAGAAGCCACGGUGCCAGUGACUCAGGUAUGGCCAGAGGUGGAGAGGGCCGAGUCUUUGGCCCGCGGUGCUGCCCUGAAGUGGGCGUCAGGUGUUUUCUGUCGACCUGAGCAACUGGAGCGCUUGAGCCAGUACAGGAAGAGAGAGAGUCAGAGGACCGCCUCCAUACACACCAGACUUAAGUCCAUGGUCCAGUCGUACCUGGAGGGGGUAGGCUGGGGUCUGGAGCAGCUCCGGGAGGCCAGGGCCGAGCUGAAGGAGGUGUCGCAUGCUUUGCAGAAAGCGGGACUGGAGUCCUAUCGAAACACUGAGGGGGUGAAGUCUCUGGAGAGGCUGAGAGAAGUGUCAGUCAACCACUGUCAGCUCCUCGCUGCCGUUAGCAACCUGCCGCGACUUUACUCUGUACGUAGCAUGGUGUUGGAGACUGAGCGUCUGGUGGAGUCCCGGCGGCUCCUGGAGGCCCACGCCCGGCUGAUGGAUCUGGAGUGCUGGCAGGACGACAUCCUCUGGCAGCUCCAUGGGGUGGCAGGAAGUACGCUCAGCACAGAAGACCACGAGCUAGUGACCAAAUAUUUCUCUGGUGUCGGGCAGCUGGUGGACGCCCUGGGUAAGGAGCUGUGGGCGGUGGUAAGCAGUGCUCUGGCUCUGGCCCGACAAAACCCCACACCAUUUGUAUCAGCGGUGAGGAUUGUGGAGCGGGAGGAAGCCCUGGACCAAGCUUUCAUAGAAGAAAGAGGGGGAACCAGGGGCAACAGCAGGCCCCUGCCCCCGGGACGACCUCGCUGCUGGAGAACAUGCUUCUUCCAGGUACUAGAGGAGGCGGUUUCUGCGCGGUUUCGCAGCGUUUCCUACCUGCACACUCGUGGGCCGGGUCUGGCUGGCCACCUCUCUGCUCUCCAGCAUGGUAUUAUGGCUGACCUGGCCACUGUACGCCACCUGCUGGAGCACUGUGUCCCGCCGCACUAUCGGCUAACAGGAGCUUACCUGAGGGCCAGCCACCGCUGUUUACAUGCACACCUGGCACAGGUUAGCAGCUGGGACCUGGAGAGUGGUGAAAUCUUUGCUGUGCUCAACUGGGUGCUACACAUCUACAACAGCCCAGACAUGAUGGGUGAUCCAGAGCUGGUGAGUGAGAUGGAGAAAGAAGAACUAGGACCUCUCAUCUCCACCGAGGGACUGGAGCAGCUGCAGAACAAAUAUGUGCAGAGUGUUCGGAAGAGUGUGUCAGAGUGGAUGCACAAAGCUCUACAGGUAGAGCUGCAAGACUGGCAGAGAGACCAGGAGCCAGAUACAGACCAUGAAGGUUUCUACCACACCAGCCUGCCCACUAUCAUCACACAGAUGCUGGAGGAGAAUGCCCGGGUGGCUCUGAUGAUCGGAGAAUCCCUACGAGAUCAGACUAUACAGAUGGGACUGUAUGAGAUGGAGAACCUCCUGAACAGGUUUCGAGAAGCUCUGGUGGAAUUUGGGAAGGAGCAUCGUAGGGAUCCGAGCAACAAAAAAAACAAGUUCUACCUCCACUAUCUGCUGGCCUCCAUCAGCAACUGCAUCAUCCUCAAAAAGUCCACAGAGAGCCUGCAGCAGCAGCAGUCGUCACGGUCUGCAGGGCAGUUCUCUCGGACUCCUCCCAACCCUCUGGCAGCUCUGGACCGGGCGGUGAGACGGGCGUGUCGCCUAGUGAUGGAUCACCUCCUAUUGGACCUUCAGCCUUUCCUCCCAGGCCUGCUGACCCGACCCUGGCUGGUCCAGGGAGACCCUACCCCUAAACUCUGCCGCGUCCUGGAGCAUCACCUGGAGCUGUACGGCCGUGUUCGACCACCCUGCCGCCAGCGUCUGCAGGAGGAGGCCCAGUGGCUGAUGGUGGUGGAGUACGUCCGGACUCUGAUGCAGAAGAGGCUGGUGUGUCGCAGCACCGAGGAGAGGAGGCAGCUCGCCCAGCAGAUGGUGCAGGAUGACCAGCAGUUUAGGGAGAUCUUCCAUGGCCUGGAGGGUGAAGGGUCAGUACCUGAUGUGAAUCCUUUGGCCAUGCUACCCGUCCUGGCUGACUUCAUCCGACUGAAAGACCCCGGCAUGCUCACACUGGAAGUUUCUGGACUCGCAGCCAAAUACCCCGACAUCAGUGAAGAGCAUGUGUCUGUACUGCUGGACAUCCGUGGUGAUGUCUCCAGGGACAUCAGAGGGGCUGUACUUGACUUGCUGGAGCAGAGCGCCCCCCCUCUGCCUGCAGGAUACCGGCCCAUCUUCACUGACAUCAUGGUGCCUCCCUCCACCCUGGCUUUCUGCCUGCCCACUGCCAAGUGUGCGUGACAGGGUCUGAAACUGCGGCCUUACCUCAGACGUUCACAUUAAAACCAGGGUGGAUCUGGUUAUCAGAAAGGUCAUUAAGCCGAGUGCUCUACGCUUGUCGUUGCACUAAAAUAUGCAGGACCUGGACCAGGAGUCUGUUUCUGUUUCUGCCUCUACCGCUUAUUAUUUAUCCAGAGAGCAUCAACUCUCAAGUUACUUGUUCCUUCCUCAGCUGCAUCUGGCUUUACUCUCACAAUGUUCCACACAUCGUCCAUACUGGGGCCUGCCCAGUGCCAUCAUCACUGUCUUGUUUUGUUGCCCGCUGAAGUAAGUUGAGUGUGCAGGGCCUUGCUCCACGGCUCCUUAUAUACAAUAACAAUACAAUUUCAGAAUCUAUGAGCCACUGUGGCUAAAUUGUUCACAAGAGUUGCUUUAAAGUCUUUAAAAUAUUAACGGUUUAAACAAUAUUUUCUCGUCUGUCACAACUUGUUGUCAUGUGUCUCAGCAACUUGCUACACACUUAUCUGGACUCUCCAUAUGUUCCGGUGCAUGAUGCUGUCAAACGGGUGAUGCAGCUUUAAAGGGUCAAUUCACUGUUCGCUGUUAACAGAUUACAUUGACAGGACUUUCCACUGAACAAAACCUUUCAGCUCAGUUAUGUGUGGGUGGCAGCAGACCUUUUAGAGGCAUAUGUCUUAAAAGCUUAGCACACAAACCCAAAACAAUUUGCUUGACUACAUAUUACUGAAAAGCGUUGGAGGGUUUUGUGAUUUGGGUGAACUGACAAGGAAGUGGCAUUCAUUACAUAACAUUAUCACCCACUGGAUAUAAUUUAUCAGAAAACUGUGAAACCUUUCUGAAUCCUGACCAGUAAUUGAAAAACACAACCUGACAGCCAAAGAAGAGCCUGAUAGUUCCCUCUGAAGAAACAACACUUGGAUUUUAAAUUGGCAAAUUUGUGUUAAUGAGGCAAUGUUCAUGCUGAGCCUAGGAAAUCUAGGAAAUGAAAUCUAGAAAAAAAGUAAUUUCUGGUAUAUUCAAUGAAAAGUCAAACAAUGGUCACAACAAAAACUACAAAGAUGGAGUCCACGAAGCAUCUGAACGGUUGUUCUGCAGUAUAUCAGUUAACACAGACAGUAUAUGACUUUUAGAAUAUAGAGAGAGUUUUAUUAAAGCAUCAUCACAUCGCAGCCUGGACACAGCAAAGACUGAACAUGGGCUCCUGGACUGUGAACCAUACCUGAGGAACUAGGGCUGCUAAUUCAUUACUUUUAAAUCACCUUUAAAAUCACUUGUCAUCAUGUAUUUGUUAUUUUGUCCAAUUUGAUCUCGUAUUGUUGUUGAUAUUGGGUGUUUUUAAUCUGUUUUUUUUAUAUGUAUUUAUUGUAUUUAUGUAUUAUUUUCUGCUAUUUCCUUUUGAAUAGUAUUUCCUAUUGUUACUAUAAAGAAUAUUUCCCUUGUUCUGGUUCAAUGCCAACCUCUAAAGCACAUUGUAAACUCACAUAAAUGCUCAAAUAAAUGCUUUAAGUUAAGCUUCA